UGAUUGAGAGACCCAUCUACAAACAUCCCUCAUUCUCAGGUGUGUAAUAAAAAUGGUGCAGAAAUAUCAAUCCCCUGUUCGGGUCUACAAAUAUCCUUUUGAGCUCGUCAUGGCAGCAUAUGAAAAACGCUUUCCCACAUGUCCAGAGAUUCCAGUCUUCCUGGGGAGUGAAAUCCUGCAUGAAUCCAGGAGUGAUGAUGGAUCUAUACAUAUCAUUGAACGGAGCUGCAAACUGAAUGUGGAUGCUCCUAGGCUGCUAAAGAAGAUCGCAGGGGUAGAGUAUGUUUUCUUCAUACAGAAAAACACAGUGAACUGGAAAGAACGAACUCUCCGCAUUGAAGCCCACAAUGAGACUUUCGCCAACCGCGUUGUUGUCCUUGAGACGUGUAGCUACUCAGUACACCCUGAGAAUGAAGAGUGGACUUGCUUUGAACAGUCUGCAUCUCUCGACAUCAAGUCAUUUUUUGGCUUUGAAAGCACAGUGGAAAAAAUUGCCAUGAAGCAAUACACUUCAAACAUCAAACGGGGCAAGGAAGUGAUUGAACACUAUCUGAAGGAGUUGAUCUCGCAGGGUAUCACAUUCAUCCCCCGCUGGACACCUCCCUUGGAGAGCGGGCAGAAGGAUGAGCAAACCCUGGCCGUUGGACCCGGUGUCGAUGACGUCCCGGCCGAGAGUGGGGCUCGUGGAGCUACCAAAGAGCCAGCGGGCAAUUCCUGCCCUUCGGCAGAGGCGGUCAGUCCUGAUGCUGACAAACUGGACGCCGACUACAUCGAGCGGUAUCUGGGCCAGCUGACCCCAAUGCAAGAGAGCUGUCUGAUCCGCCUUCGCCAGUGGCUCCAGGAAACGCACAAAGGCAAGAUCCCCAAAGAUGAACAUAUCCUUCGCUUCCUGAGGGCUCGUGACUUCAACAUUGACAAAGCUCGAGAGAUGCUCUGUCAGUCCCUGACCUGGCGCAAGCAGUACCAGGUGGAUUACAUCCUGCAGUCCUGGAGGCCCCCAGCCCUCCUGGACGAGUACUACACUGGAGGAUGGCAUUAUCAGGACCGAGAACAAAGAGUGCUAUCAAGUUUUAACACCUACAAAUGGCUAUCCUGGACAUGUCUAGUGGACUUGGAAGGCUUGAAUAUGCGGCACCUCUGGCGUCCUGGAGUUAAGGCCCUGCUUAGGAUCAUCGAGGUUGUUGAGGACAACUACCCCGAAACCCUGGGGAGACUGUUGAUAGUGCGAGCUCCCAGGGUCUUUCCUGUACUCUGGACACUGGUUAGUCCCUUUAUCAAUGAGAAUACAAGGCAGAAGUUUCUGAUUUACAGUGGGAAUAACUACCAGGGGCCAGGAGGGCUAGUAGACUACGUGGACAAAGAUGUGAUCCCAGACUUCUUGGGAGGAGAUUGUGUGUGCAAUGUCCCAGAAGGUGGGCUUGUGCCCAAGUCACUCUACCAAGCAGAUGAGGAGCCAGAGAACCCAGAGCACAUCCGGUUAUGGACAGAAACGAUCUAUCAUUCUGCAAGUGUCCUCAAAGGAGCUCCGCAUGAGAUAGUUGUAGAGAUUUUGGAAGGGGAAUCUGUGAUCACCUGGGACUUUGACAUCCUGAAGGGAGAUGUGGUGUUCAGCCUCUUUCACUCCAAACGAGCUCCUGAAACUGGUCGCAAAGAAGCCACGUUACCAAGUACCUCUCUUGCGGGGGACAAUACGCAGCUGAUUGAUAAGACCUGGGUCCUGGGGGUGGAUUACAGCCGUAUGGAAUCUCCGCUGGUUUGUCGGGAAGGAGAGAGCAUCCAGGGAUCUCACGUGACUCGCUGGCCCGGCUUUUACAUUCUCCAGUGGAAAAUGCACGGCCCUCUGCCCUGCUCUGGCACUAGCCUCCCUCGCGUGGAUGAUGUCCUUGCCUCUCUGCAAGUUUCCAGUCAUAGGUGCAAGAUCAUAUACUACUAUGAGGUGCUUGCGUCCAAGGACUUCAGGUAG
Tinamus guttatus (white-throated tinamou) is the source of this 1963-nucleotide messenger RNA. Lineage: Eukaryota; Metazoa; Chordata; Aves; Tinamiformes; Tinamidae. The record is from RefSeq and is a predicted model, not a curated record.